This is a messenger RNA of Hibiscus syriacus, 3006 nucleotides long. RefSeq lists its product as uncharacterized. The coding region runs from base 1 to 2703 and encodes 900 amino acids. Gene Ontology annotation, biological process: transcription by RNA polymerase I. Gene Ontology annotation, molecular function: RNA polymerase I core promoter sequence-specific DNA binding. Gene Ontology annotation, cellular component: fibrillar center. The transcript has 3 exons. NCBI's taxonomy places the organism in Eukaryota, Viridiplantae, Streptophyta, Magnoliopsida, Malvales, Malvaceae. The record is from RefSeq and is a predicted model, not a curated record.
AUGGCUGCCGCUGAAGCUUCGGCUACUUUCUCAACUAAUGUUAAAAGGGUUGGGUCUUUGUUUAACCGAAUAAAUUGUUAUCCCAAACCCAAGACCCUUCCUAAAAUCCUUUUCUCUUCUCCCUCUCUCUUCCCUCCUCUUCUUCCUCCUCCACCUCACCUUUCAUUCUCUCGAUUCCUCUCUACAUCGUCCGUCCCUUACUCCACUUCUUUUUCUAUUGCUUCCCGCUUCGCUUCCACUUCCUCCCACAACCACGAUGUUUCUUCCCUUCUAUCACGCAAUCGCCUCCACCUUCUCCACUGCCCUCACCAAAACAUCACUCUUGUCUUCUUCACCACUGGCUCGAACCAUGACCGGAUUGGCUUCUUCUCUGUUCACGUCCAAGACAGCAAUUUUAAGUUUCUGGGUGAUCGGAAUGGCCACGUCUUUAUUUCUAACAACCACUUCAAUCACAAAAUUUUGAGUAUUCUGGUGAACCCAGUUGAUGAUUUCGCCGAGAUUUCAGGUGAUUCUGUUGUUGGGUAUAUAACGGCUUCUACUUUAUAUUCCGUUCAUUGGUAUUCUGUUAGAUUUGUUAACUCUAGCCAAAACCCCGCUUUGGGUUACAUAGGCUGUAAGUUAUUCAAGAGUUCCUCGAUUGUUUCUGCUUGUUUCAGUCCACAUAUACCUGAAGAAAGUAUGGUUUUGUUAGAGAAUGGUUCACUGUUCUUGUUUGAUUUAGCUUCCCAUGUUAAUUCUCAGAAACCCAAUGAGUAUCUUAAAGGGAGUAAAUUUAGAGUUUUUUGGGAUGACUCCAGUGGUUCAGGGAAUUAUAAAUGGUUGGGCAUUGAGUUUAGUUGGCAUCCUAGGAUUUUGGUUGUUGCCCGAUCAGAUGCUAUCUUUUUACUUGAUUUUAGGCGCACUGAGUGUAGUGUAGUUUGUUUAGCCAAGAUUGGCAUGUUGAGCCCUUAUGAUGUGGUUGAUGAAGAUCAGUUCCUAGCAUUUUCUAGAGCAGGAGCUGACGGGUUUCAGUUUGCUUUGGCUUGCCGAAGCUUGUUACUUCUUUGUGAUGUGCGUAAACCAAUGAUGCCAUUGUUGCGUUGGGCUCAUGAUCUUGAUAAUCCAAGCUUUAUUGAUGUGAUAAGGUUAUCGGAAUUAAGAUCACAGUCGAGGGAUGAUAGAUAUCAGUUGGCAACUGAAUCAGGUUUUUGUGUAAUAUUGGGAUCAUUUUGGAAUUGUGAGUUCCGGCUGUUCUGCUAUGGCCCUUCUUUAACCAAUGAAGGAUCUAUUGCUAUGGGAAUUUCAAAGUUUUGCAAACCCUUUCUGGCGUGGGAUCUUCCUUCAGAGUUCUUUUUGUCAAACCAAGAGUGUCGUUGCGGAAGUUGUCUUAUUAGAGAAGAAUUUUCAAAAGGUGCACUUCCUGAAUGGAUUGAUUGGCAACAGAAGAAAGAUAUUGUCCUUGGUUUCGGGAUUUUGAGCAGGGAUCUCUCGGGGCUGGUGCAUGAGUCAGAUGAAUUUGGUGGGUUCACUUUGAUUAGGUUAAUGUCUUCAGGAAAGAUUGAAGCUCAACGAUAUUGUGCCUCAUGGGAUUUGGUGCAUAAUUUUGAUGCAGCUCACAGAGAACCAUUGUUCAAUUUUGAGGAUAGCUUACUAUACUCAUUGGGUAAUGAUGAAUAUGAAUUUCCUAAAAGAUUCAAGUAUUUGAACCUUGAGUAUCUUCGUGGGUAUUUGUAUGACAAUCUUGCUAAAGUCCUAGACUACAAGAUGAAGAAGUCUCACAAGGGUCCUCUGCAGGAGUCUUAUAGCCUAGACUUUCAUGAAAUUUUGUGUGAGAAGUUGAAGAUCUGUGGGUUUGGUCGAUUCAGGUAUUCUCCUGCACUUUCCAUUGUCUUCAAUGACAUUAGCUUUCCAACAAGUAUAUGUGAGGUUGCUUCAAGGCAAAUGUGGGCAACCUUACCUUUGGAACUUUUACUACUAGCUUUCUCUAGCUAUCCCGAGCUACUUGAUGUACCCUUUGAUGAUAAGACAGUGUCUUUGGAAUUUUCAGUUGUUCCAGACAUACCUCAGUUGCCUCCAUUCCUACUAAGGAAGCCUUCAUGUCGCAGCACUAAGUGGUCACGCAAACUGCAGCCUGAUGAUUCACUUGUGGGUCCUGUUCUUCCUCUCCCAAUUCUACUUACGCUGCACGAGUUUCAUAAUGGCUGUCCUGAUUCAGAGAAAAUGUGUGAAUUUUCAUCAGACAUGGAGCUUGGCCUUAGGUGCACUGAAGUCAUGCAGGUGGCUACAGAAAUGGCUGUAUCAGAUUCUAGCAUGCUUAACAAUGAUCAAACUGUCUCUCUUGGUGAUGACAGAGAUGAGAUGUGGGUUGACACUCAAAGGCCAAAACCAUUCCUUUUAUACCAUCCAGUUGGAGGUGAGUCUUCUAGCAUUGAUCAACUUCAGGGAAACCGUAUUUAUAAAGAUGAGAAAUUUACUACCAUGAUUACCAAAGUGCAUAAGAAGGAGACCGAUCCUAACAAUACAAUGGAUACUGUUGGGCUAGAACUAUUCGAUGAUCUGUGUCCCAUUGAGUUGAAGUUUGAUGUUCCUGUCAUGAACUUUAGUCCACAGGAAUUAGAGGGAUUAAAGAUUUUGAAAAGGCAGUUCACCAAGUGGCAAGAACGUUUUAAACCAUAUCAGGAACUUUGCAAGCAGAAUAAUAUAGAUUUUCAAAAGAGGGCAUGAUAUGCUGUGUUGGUGGACUGCUUUCCUCUAACUGAAUCUUAGAAUCCAACCUUUGUUUGAUUUCCUCCCGAUUUAGCUUGGAGAUGUUGUAACUUGUAAGAUGAGAUAGCAGCUCCUGUAGCAGUAAUUAUAACAUAGAGAAGAGUCCUUGGCACAAACCAGGGUUUCUUUUUCCUGCUCUGGAUGUUUGAAGGCAGAGCCUAUCCGAAGAUGCUGUAAAGGAUGGUCAUUUUUUGUUUGUAUAUAUUAUCAUAUCAAUGAUCAAAGUAUUUUUGUUACCUGAUGCACCGAUUGAAGUGUCAG